Molecule: messenger RNA, 1254 nt
Organism: Anopheles coustani
Lineage: Eukaryota; Metazoa; Arthropoda; Insecta; Diptera; Culicidae
Product: dynein assembly factor with WDR repeat domains 1
Exons: 6
Coding region: 1-1254 (417 amino acids)
Biological process (GO): mRNA splicing, via spliceosome
Cellular component (GO): U4/U6 x U5 tri-snRNP complex
Molecular function (GO): U4 snRNA binding; U6 snRNA binding; protein binding
Source: RefSeq, a predicted model, not a curated record
AUGAGAUUGAUAAAAAUAUACCUUCGAUACUAUCCGCCAGGUAUUGCCCUUAACUAUCAGAAAAAAGGAAUCGAGGGCACAAAAAUGAUAGAUUUGUUCGACCUUACCCCAAGCUGUGAUCUCCAAGUGCUAACGAAGCGAAUCGCGUCCACCGAACCGUUAAUUACGCAAGAAGUGUUCCCCCAGGUCACGGAGAUACUGGAAAAGCUGCAGAAGAAGCUGAAGGAACCGGUGAAGACGAAGUUCUAUCUGUUCAAAACGCUCCAAACGCACAUUCUACCUCUGACGAAUGUCAGCUUCGACAAGUCCGGGAAGAAAUGCAUUACUGGAUCGUACGACCGUACCUGUCGCAUAUGGAACGUGGAGAGUGGCGACGAGGAGAAGGUCCUCAAAGGCCACGAGAAUGUAGUCUUCGCCGUGGCCUACAACUAUCCCAGAUGCGACCGCAUACUGACGGGGUCCUUCGACAAAACUGCCAAAAUCUGGAAUCCCGUCUCGGGUAACUGCAUCAAUACGCUCUGGGGACACACGGCCGAGAUCGUCGGUGCGGAGUUCAACCCUAGCCAGAGCGAGCUGCUCGCCACCUGCAGCAUGGACAACACGGCCCGUGUGUUCCACUCCGAAACAGGCCAAGAGGUGAACCUGUUUGCGGAUCACACGGCCGAGGUCAUAUCGGCCCGGUUCAACAAGGAUGGGAACCUGCUACUGACGGCUUCCUUCGACGAGACUGCCACCGUGUGGGAUAUGCGGACAAAGGAACACGCCAUCGUCAUCCGAGGACACGAGGCCGAACUCAGCAAUGCGGUUUGGAACUUCCAGUGCAGCCUGAUCGCGACCAGUUCGCUGGACCGGACGGCCAAGAUCUGGGAUCUCCGGCGACUGGAUGAAGCGCAGGCAACCGCCAGCCACAAGGACGAGGUACUGGACGUCGCCUUCAACUGCACCGGUACCCGGUUGGCCACCGGUAGCGCCGAUUGUACUGCCAAGGUGUGGGAUGUAACCAGCAACUUCGAGCUGGUCACCAUCAUGGCUGGGCACGCCGACGAAGUGUCGAAGGUUACCUUCAGUCCACCGGGCGGGCUGCUGCUGACGGCCUCGGCGGACAAGAGCGCCCGCAUCUGGAACUCGGCCACCGGAGCCUGCACGCAAACGCUGUCCGGUCACGACGGCGAGGUAUUCUCCUGUUCGUUCAACUACUCCGGCGAUGCCAUCAUCACCGCCUCGAAGGACAACACGUGUAAGAUAUGGAGAUGA